This is a messenger RNA of Megalobrama amblycephala (Wuchang bream), 634 nucleotides long. It is a transcript of the gene gng14, whose product is annotated as G protein subunit gamma 14. The record is from RefSeq and is a predicted model, not a curated record. The transcript has 3 exons. The coding region runs from base 414 to 626 and encodes 70 amino acids. Gene Ontology annotation, biological process: G protein-coupled receptor signaling pathway. Gene Ontology annotation, molecular function: G-protein beta-subunit binding. NCBI's taxonomy places the organism in Eukaryota, Metazoa, Chordata, Actinopteri, Cypriniformes, Xenocyprididae. Gene Ontology annotation, cellular component: heterotrimeric G-protein complex.
CUGAUUAAAUGCAUAUGAUUGCUCUGCAUGAGCACUAUUCCUCAAACUCUGUUCACAUAUAAUAUUGUAGUAUUUCAGGACGAUAAAGCUUCUGUGCACACAGCUAAACACAUUCAAGAAAGGCUUCAUGACCACCAGAGUGAAAUCAAAUACUACUGAACUUUCAUGACAUUUCUGGCACUUUUGAUGUGACCUCAGAACUCAACCACAUCACAGGACCUUUGAAGCUUCCAGCAGUGUGUGUGUGUGUGUGUCCGUCUGUGCGGGAGGAUGGAGGGGUUCAACAUCCCAUUGAGAUAUAAAUGCCUCCAAAAUCUGGACACCUGCUCUUCCUCACUGAAACAAGAACAUUUGAGCUCUACACAAAAAACAAAUGGACUCUUGAGGUUGAAGUCUAAGGUUGAGCAGCAGUGAUGGACGUAUACUGCAGUAAUAACGUUCUUCAGGCCAGGAGAACCGUGGAGCAGCUGAGACUGGAGACAGAACUACAGAGAAUCAAGAUUUCGGCAGCAGCAGAGCAGAUUGUUCAGUACUGUCAGGAACACAGGAGAGCCGAUCCGCUGCUCACCGGGAUCGCCGCGUCCUCCAACCCGUUCAAAGACAAGAAGACAUGUGUGCUGCUGUGAGCAGCGCC